AGAUAUUAUAGUUGUAAUGCAUGCAAUAAAACUUUUACAGAAUUAUCAAGGUUGGAGUUUCAUCUUAUGAUCUGUGCUGCAGAGAAAUAUGAGUGUAGUAAAUGUGGCAAGCUGAUGUCCACUAGACAAGAACAUCGUGAACAUAAAAAGAUCCAUGAAAAUGAAAAAAGACACACAUGCAAUGUUUGUGGAGUAUCAUUCAAAUUAGUGGGUACACUUACUCAACAUAUGAUAUUACAUACCGGUAUGAAACCAUAUGAAUGCAAGUUGUGUCUGAAAACUUUUGCUCAGAGAAGUCAUCUUUGGAAACACAAAAAGACUCAUUCUGAAGAACGUCCUUAUGUUUGUCCAAUCUGUGGGAAAUGCUUCCGACAAAGUAGCUUUAUGCCCAUCCAUAUUCGAACACACACUAAAGAGAAGCCGUACAAAUGUGAAGGUUGUGAGAAAUCAUUUGCAUCAAGUACCCAAUUAACUAAACAUAGACGUACUCAUACCGGUGAGAAAAAUUACCCAUGUUUGACUUGUGGGAAAGCAUUCAGUUCUCCAAAUUCUCUAAAGAUUCAUAUACGUGGACAUACAGGAUAUAAACCAUUUUCUUGUGAAUUUUGUGACAUGACUUUCACCUCAAAAAGUCAUCAGGUUUCUCAUGUUCGGUCCCAUACUGGAGAGAAACCAUUUAAAUGUGACAUCUGUGGUAAAUCUUUUGGUAUCAGCAGUCACCUGACUAGACAUAAAUUAACUCAUUCAGGAGAGAAGCCAUUUCAGUGUGGAAUCUGUAAUCGUUCUUUUGCUACAAGCUAUUAUCUUCAGAUACAUAUUGCUAAACAUUCU
Lottia gigantea (owl limpet) is the source of this 831-nucleotide messenger RNA. RefSeq lists its product as hypothetical. Gene Ontology annotation, cellular component: nucleus. Gene Ontology annotation, biological process: regulation of transcription by RNA polymerase II. NCBI's taxonomy places the organism in Eukaryota, Metazoa, Mollusca, Gastropoda, Lottiidae. Gene Ontology annotation, molecular function: DNA-binding transcription factor activity, RNA polymerase II-specific; RNA polymerase II transcription regulatory region sequence-specific DNA binding. The transcript has a single exon. The annotation marks the transcript as partial. The record is from RefSeq and is a predicted model, not a curated record.